This is a messenger RNA of Xenopus laevis (African clawed frog), 1713 nucleotides long. It is a transcript of the gene uri1.S, whose product is annotated as URI1 prefoldin-like chaperone S homeolog. Gene Ontology annotation, cellular component: mitochondrion; cytoplasm; nucleus. Lineage: Eukaryota; Metazoa; Chordata; Amphibia; Anura; Pipidae. The transcript has 11 exons. The coding region runs from base 208 to 1698 and encodes 496 amino acids. Gene Ontology annotation, biological process: negative regulation of transcription by RNA polymerase II. The record is from RefSeq and is a predicted model, not a curated record. Gene Ontology annotation, molecular function: transcription corepressor activity; chromatin binding; phosphatase inhibitor activity.
GAUGAAAUUACACCUCUAGGACAGUACAGCUCCCACGUGCAUUUGCUUCCCAGUGACGAGAUUUCUAAAGUCUCACGCUCGCGAGAUGUUGGGGUGAAUUUCCUUCCGUGAGUAAGUGAGUGGGACUCAGAGUCGGGGGGCCAAGGAGGUGGGACCAAGGUCGGUUCCAGAGUUCCGGGGGCGAGGGGGUUCCGUCACACGGAGAGCAUGGAAGAGAUAAGGGAGGGCACGAAACGGCUGAGUUCCAGGGAGGUGUCCAGACUUCAGGAAGAGCAUGGAAAGGUGGUCAGCAACUGCCAGGAAAAAAUCCAGAACUGGAGGAAGGUUGAAAGUGACUAUGAUGCACUUCAGGAGCGACUAAGCACGCUGCCAGAUAAGCUGUCGUAUGAAAUUUUGGUACCUUUUGGCCCCCUUGCCUUUAUGCCUGGAAGACUUGUCCAAACAAAUGAGGUUACUGUUUUGCUUGGCGACAGUUGGUUUGCUAAAUGCUCAUCUAAACAAGCUGUUGGCCUCAUUGAUCACAGGAAAAAACAUGUUAGGAAAACAAUUGAAGAUUUUCAAGAAGUUGCAAAGAACUUUGCAUCUAAAGAAGUCUUUACAAAGGAUCUGCAAAGAAUGAGUGACGAACCUGGUGAUUUUUUUGACAUUAGAGAAGAAGCAAAUGAUGAAACAGCAUGUACUAAAGCAGGAAGCCAGCAGCGCAUUGCACACAAGCCUCAUUCAAAACCAAAGGUACAUGACUGUUUUGAAGAGGAGGUUGCUGAAGAUGAAAUGGAAAAGAAAGCUAAAAACACAUUCUUAGACAACGAGGAACUGUGGGCAAGAUUGGAAGAGCUUGAACAGGAAGAGGAGUUACACGGAGAACUUAAUGAUUUCAGUGAGAUACAAAAUGGAAUAAAAGACCUAAGCUUUUUUGAAGAAGACAAAGAGAAUCGAAAGACUGAUCUUAACGUAUCCCAAGAAGUUCGAGAAUCUCCUGCUCAGGGAAAUUAUCUAAAUACAAAAUCAGAGUCAGCCGUCAACACCAGUGGUGUCCAUGUUUCAGGUCCUCACCAUAGUGAUGGGGAAGAUGACUUUAGUAAAAACUCAGUGGCGACCAUACAUUUUCUGCACACAGUUGAGCCAAAAAGAGUUCGAAUAAACACUGGAAAAAACACUACUUUAAAAUUCAGCGAAAAAAAAGAGGAAGCCAAAAGGAAAAGAAAAAACAGCAAUGGGAAUGGUCAAUCGGUUCUAGAGCUGCCCACUAUAAAAACACCAGCAGACGUAUAUAGAGUGUUUGUCGAUGUUGUAAACGGAGAAUACAUUCCAAGAAAGUCCAUUAUGAAAUCUCGUAGCAGAGAGAACAGCGUUUGCAGUGAUACUAGUGAGAGCAGUGCACAGGAGUUUGAUGAAAGACGGAAUUACUUGAGAAAUGUAAGCUUUGAGGAGAAUGCAUUUAGUGACCACAGUGACGGCUUUCAUGAAGAAGAGGACUGUGUCCAAAAGAAACUGUCUCCAGUUAAUGGUCCAUUGGAGGCCUUUUCUGGUACCGUAGUAGAAAAAGAACCUUUAUUUGUGCCAUUUACAAGCAUUGCCCAUCCAGCUUUACCAACGAUCCAAGAGAAAAAAGCUGAAGAACAGACUACAGAAGUAUCAGAAGAAAGCCUAAAACGUGUUUCAAAAUUCAAAUCUGCGAGAAUACAACAGAAUAAAUAACUGUAUGUCAAUCUA